Esox lucius (northern pike) is the source of this 1055-nucleotide messenger RNA. It is a transcript of the gene vma21, whose product is annotated as vacuolar ATPase assembly factor VMA21. The record is from RefSeq and is a predicted model, not a curated record. The coding region runs from base 90 to 422 and encodes 110 amino acids. Gene Ontology annotation, cellular component: endoplasmic reticulum membrane. Gene Ontology annotation, biological process: vacuolar proton-transporting V-type ATPase complex assembly. NCBI's taxonomy places the organism in Eukaryota, Metazoa, Chordata, Actinopteri, Esociformes, Esocidae. The transcript has 3 exons.
UAUGGUCAUGUGAUAUAACCCGGAAGGAUUAUAUUUUCGUCGCCACCCUCUGUGUGCAAUAUUUGACAUUUUAUUCUACGGUAUUGCCUAUGAUAAUAAGUAUAAAAAAAAUGGAUAAAUACAAUAAACAAUCGUUGAACUCAAUGCCAGGCACUGUUCCAGAUUUUAUAGGGAAUGAUGGAUCAUUGUUGAAAGUACUGAAGACGUUGCUGUUCUUCACUAUCAUGAUGAUAACCCUGCCAAUAGGAUUAUAUUUUACAUCAAAAUCAUAUCUCUUUGAAGCUUCUGGAUUUUCCAGCAAUGACAGUUACUUCUAUGCUGCCAUCGUGGCAGUGAUAGCUGUUCAUGUGAUCUUGGCCUUCUUUGUAUAUGUUGCAUGGAAUGAAGGCUCAAGUCAGACGAGAGAGGGCAAGCAGGACUAGGAGGAGCAGGCUGUUUUUACGGACCUGCAGAGGACGAUCACAUCAAUCCCACCACGCACAUAGAAGACUGACACUGAACUGGCAUCUACACACCCACUGAUGUGGUGCAGUGGAUGGUUGCCAUAGUUCAGGAUUUAUGUGCUUGGAGACAGGAAACUAUGCAAUAUUUGUCAAUGGACAGAAUUCAGAGCGAUGUCCCAAUGUGUUUGUCAGGUUGUAACAGUUCAAAGUGAAGUUGCGGUUGUUAAAUUAUCUAUCCUGUUGUCUAGUUUCGGCGAUAAAUCAAAACCUUGUAUUUGGUAAAUAUUGCUAUGCCGCUAAAAUAAUGGAUAGUGAUUCAUUCUCUGUAAUGUAAAUGCUUUAUAGACAUCUAUGUAUCAACCUGAUAUGAACUGCUGUGGUUUUGCUUCAUAGGAUCCACGCUUGUAAACAUGAAAAAUAUUGAAUGAAGUCAAAGCUUGAUAAUAAGGCGCUUCUAAAAGCAAUUUUUCCUUUUUGAUGCGUCUUUCUCUCAGAUUCUGUCAGUGAUUUGCACUUUAUAAUUUGAUCUCCCAAGGCUCUUGACUGACAAGUUGUAUUUAGUUUGUUUUCAACCCCAAAAAAAAUCAGAAUUAUAAAUGGAUGACCUAUUAA